AUGGUUUUAUUUGAGGUCACCAAAUCUCUUCACGAUCUAAAGCAAGGUUCCAACUCUACAGCAGUACCUGCUUUUGAAGGCCGGCAAAGCCGUACUUUAUCUACAAGCAUGAUUGUACAUCCGCAUUUACAAGCCGGUGACGUUGAAGAAGCUGAAUUAACAACAUGUGAGAAAGAGCGAAAACGUCCAUCACUGGCGAUAAUUACAUCGCGCGGCGCCUUUUUCGACAUCAAAUCUGAUUCCCCGCAGACAGCGUUAAAACGAGCUGAGCUUCUUCAAGAUUCCGGAUAUCAUUCGGUGCUGGAAAGAUCUGCCCAUCCAUUUUCAGCUAGUAUAGUCGAAGAUGUUCUCAGUGCACGUACUAACGAGGGCCUCUGCAUAGUAACAUUUCCUGACUCACGAACGAUAUUGUCGUUCCAGGAUUACCAGACACUUAUUAUCUACUUAUUACAAGUUUUACCACCAGAAGACAGCAAUAAAGGAUUUGUUGUCGUUGUGGAUCGGCGAAGUGACAAAUGGUCUUCCGUCAGAACGCUUUUUCUUCAAAUCACUUCGUUCUUUCCUGGGACGAUUCGAGUUGUUUUUCUUCUUAAGCCAGAAGGUGUGCUACAACGAGCGCUCGAAGUCGGAUAUCGGGCGAUAGUUGAAAACUGCUCGUUCAAGGUGAUCAUGUGCGACUCUUCUGUUGAAUUAAGACGGUUUCUCAAGGCAGAACAGCUCACGAUGGACAUCGGUGGCCUCAUCAAAUACAACCAUCUAGAAUGGGUUCAACAUAGAAUGGACAUUGAACGUAUGAAGUCAUCAGCAUCGGCGAUCGCACAAUCCCUUUGCGAUUUUGGGCGAGUUCUUCGUGAAACCGAACUGCCAAACGAUGAGGAAUUUCGAAUAUCAGUACGAAAGGGAAUGGCGCUACUUGGGGCAGUGCGCCAGAUCGAGGCGAAGCCCCGACAUGAGUUGCUGAGUCCAACCCGACUACAGAACGUUACCGCUAUCGAGCGAAUGCUUGUACAGCUUGGUAAGAGCCCUUUAUUUUAA
Angiostrongylus costaricensis is the source of this 1035-nucleotide messenger RNA. The record is from the annotation of a GenBank genome assembly. NCBI's taxonomy places the organism in Eukaryota, Metazoa, Nematoda, Chromadorea, Rhabditida, Metastrongylidae.